Molecule: messenger RNA, 348 nt
Organism: Phymastichus coffea
Lineage: Eukaryota; Metazoa; Arthropoda; Insecta; Hymenoptera; Eulophidae
Exons: 1
Coding region: 1-348 (115 amino acids)
Molecular function (GO): nucleic acid binding
Source: RefSeq, a predicted model, not a curated record
AUGAUCGUCACCUAUCUGGAAGACCAUCAUAAAAAUUGGGACGAAAAGCUCGUUGAAUUGUCCUUCGACCUGAACACGGCCAUACAUAGCACCACCAAGGUCAGCCCGGCCCUUUUGAAUUAUGGUCGACAACCAGUUCCGCCCGGCACUCAGCGCCGCCAACAGGAUUCCGCAAGCGCUGAGAACGAAGAAGAACAAGCCAAGGCAGAAUGGGCCGAACACUUGGGGCUACUGAGUGACUGGUAUGAUGAGGCCGCAGCACGCACGAAGGACGAGCAAGAGCGCCAGGCGCCCCAUUAUGACAAAAAACAUCGGCCGCAUAAGUUCAAGGUCGGAGACUGGGUGUGA